Gopherus evgoodei (Goodes thornscrub tortoise) is the source of this 1172-nucleotide messenger RNA. RefSeq names its product sclerostin (gene SOST). Bases 4 to 645 code for a protein of 213 amino acids. NCBI's taxonomy places the organism in Eukaryota, Metazoa, Chordata, Testudines, Testudinidae. Gene Ontology annotation, molecular function: BMP binding. The transcript is spliced from 2 exons. The record is from RefSeq and is a predicted model, not a curated record. Gene Ontology annotation, biological process: negative regulation of BMP signaling pathway; negative regulation of Wnt signaling pathway; ossification.
ACUAUGCAGAUCUCUUGGACUGUGUGCUCUAUCUGUGUCCUAAUCCAAAUUGCUGUACACUCAGUAGAAGCGUGGCAAGUGUUUAAAAAUGAUGCUACAGAAAUCAUCCCUGAGAUCCCUGAAAAUACAGAAACACCAGUGGAGCAAACUAACAGCAACAACAACACAAUGAACCAGGCAAAACACGGGGGAAGACAGCCACAGCCGUCUCUGGAACCAAAUGAUGCCUCAGAUUUCAGCUGCAGAGAGCUGCGCUACACACGGUAUGUCAUUGAUGGGCCCUGCCGCAGCUUCAAGCCCAUAAAGGAGCUGGUCUGCUCAGGCCAGUGUUUCCCCUCCCACCUCCUCCCUAACUCUAUUGGCAGAGGAAAGUGGUGGCGCCAGAAUGCCCUGGAUUACCGCUGCAUUCCCGCACACGCUCGCACUCAGCGCAUCCAGCUGGCCUGCCCCCAGGAAGAGACUCGGACUUACAAAAUCCGAGCUGUCACCGCAUGUAAAUGCAAGCGCUACACUCGCUACCACAACCAGUCUGAGCUGAAGGACUUCGGGAAGGAAACCAUCAGGCCUCAGAAGAACAAGAAGCCUCGUCUCUCCAGAGCAAGGGGUAGCAAAUCCAACCAGCCUGAACUAGAAAAUGCCUAUUAGAAAGUUCCUUCUGAGAGGUACAACCCAACAGCUCUGGAUAUUUUGCAUUUCAUCAAAUGGCAGAGACAGACAGGCCACAGAGUAAGGUUCUGAAUGCAGUGGAAACCCAUUCCUCCUGCAACACUAGGUCAAGGGCUCGCAUAGUCAAAACCCAUCAGAUUCUAACAGCUGUGGUCUGAUGAAAGAGAGAAAUUGAGCUGGUGGGAGCAGCACCUAAAUUCAAUCUGAAAGGAGAGUUAGCCUGGGAAUUUGUAUGGGGUUUUGUGGUGUGCACACUAAGGAAGGCAGAGGAAGCAAAGGUAUCAUGGUGACUGUUCCAUAUAUUACACUUUGCAAGAUGUCAUUAUCCUUACUUUGUCUGAACAGAGCCCUGAAAGCCCUCUCAAAACCGUUUCAGGCAGGAUAAGAACGAGAGUAGAGAAACAACAGGAGAAGAGUCAGAAAGCUUUGACUGAGUUUUAGGAAGUAGCAACAGAAGAUUAAGUAUCAGAGGGUAGCCGUGUUAGUCUGGAUCUGUAAAAGCAGCA